Molecule: messenger RNA, 1767 nt
Organism: Mytilus trossulus (common blue mussel)
Lineage: Eukaryota; Metazoa; Mollusca; Bivalvia; Mytilida; Mytilidae
Exons: 1
Coding region: 1-1767 (588 amino acids)
Source: RefSeq, a predicted model, not a curated record
AUGGAUAAAACUGCCUAUAUUCAAGAGGCUGAACGACAACUUAGCGAUGCAAGGUUCUACCAAAAACUAGACUCUGAUCCUACUACAUCUUUUAGCAGAGAUAUUACUAAUAGUUUGGUAGAAAUGCAUGCCGAUGGUUUCAUCGAUGACAAAACUCUUGAAUAUUUGAAACCAGAAAACCCAAAACCGGGCAGAUUUUAUCUAUUACCUAAAAUUCAUAAGGCCAAUAACCCAGGAAGACCUAUAGUUUCAGCGAACGGUCAUCCGACGGAAAAAAUAUCGGAAUUUGUUGACUUCCAUCUUCGUCAACAUGUUGAAGACUUACCAUCUCACAUCAAAGAUACAACCGAUUAUCUUAGAAAAAUGCAGGCCUUAAACCCACUCCCCUCCGACACGACUCUUGUUUCCAUGGAUGUUACCUCCCUCUACACUAAUAUUCCACAUGCAGAUGGCAUCGAUGCAUGCAAAGAAGUUUGGAAUUCCAGACCAGUGAAAUAUCCACCUACUGAAUGCCUGGUCAAAAUGCUCACGCUGGUACUUAAGAAAAACAACUUCACUUUUGAUGGAGAUCAUUAUUUGCAAGUAAAUGGAACUGCCAUGGGCACCAAAAUGGCUCCGUCAUAUGCCAACAUAUUUAUGGGCAAAUUAGAGAAACAACUCCUUGAAACUUCCAUCGAAAAACCGCUUUCCUGGUUUAGAUUUAUAGAUGAUGUGGAUAUGAAAUGGAAUAAAAGCGACGAGGAUUUAGACACUUUUAUCACUCAUGCCAACAACAUACAUCCAAGUAUCAAAUUUACUCAUGAGAAGUCUAAAUCCAAAAUCGCCUUCCUCGAUACUUCAAGUUCGCUCACAGAGGGCAUCAUAUCUACAGAUUUAUAUUCUAAGCCUACUGACACUCAUCAAUAUUUGUCCCCUAAAAGUUGCCAUCCUGCUCAUCUUACCAAGAGCAUUCCAUACAGUCAGGCACUUAGAGUCAAGCGAAUAUGCUCCAACACAGAAACAACUAAAAGACAACUGCGUAAACUUGAAACUCGCUUGAAGAAAAGGGGCUACAAACACAGAAAUAUCAAAAAAAGCUUUCAGAAAGCGGAGUCAAUUCCGAGGAGUGAACUAUUGGAAUACAAAGUUAAAAAGAAAAGCAAAAGGACUCCAUGUGUUCUAACUUAUCACCCAUCUCUCAAAAACAGCUUUGGUGUCAUUCGUGAGCAUUGGAAAUCAGUUGAAAAGAAUUCCAAACUGUCCAAGAUUUUCCCUGAGCCUCCAAUGAUAGCUUUUAGGCAACCUAGUAGUCUACGGAACCUACUAGUGCGGGCUGAAGUGUCUGAUAAUAGAAGUACUCCUGGAGAAUGUCGUUCGUGUGGAGAAAAACGCUGCAAAUGCUGUUUACAGAUGCAGCAUUCGUCAACAUUUCACAGUAAGGCAACCGAAAAUAACUAUAAGAUAUUUUGCAAUGUUACCUGCAAAAGUAUGAAUGUUAUUUACAUACUAGAAUGUUCGGUUUGUGGCCUCCAAUAUGUUGGUGAAUCAAAGCAGCCUUUCCACAAACGCCUCAAUGGCCAUAGGAGUGAUAUAUCUAAGAAGCCACUUCUUCCAGUCUCUCAGCACUUCAGACAGUCAGAUCACAAACUUGAUGACUUUAACCGCAUGAAAAUUCUAGUGAUUGAACAGAACAUUCACUGGAGUGAUGCACAGCGACAGGUUCGGGAAAGCUUUUGGAUAAAGGAACUUAAUGUACAUCACCCAAACGGCAUCAAUAAGAAAUACUAA